Messenger RNA from Oreochromis niloticus (Nile tilapia), 961 nucleotides. RefSeq names its product NK3 homeobox 1 (gene nkx3-1). Gene Ontology annotation, biological process: cell differentiation; regulation of transcription by RNA polymerase II. The transcript has 2 exons. Gene Ontology annotation, cellular component: nucleus. NCBI's taxonomy places the organism in Eukaryota, Metazoa, Chordata, Actinopteri, Cichliformes, Cichlidae. Gene Ontology annotation, molecular function: DNA-binding transcription factor activity, RNA polymerase II-specific; RNA polymerase II cis-regulatory region sequence-specific DNA binding. The record is from RefSeq and is a predicted model, not a curated record. The coding region runs from base 57 to 683 and encodes 208 amino acids.
UGUGUAAGUGUGUGAGGACUCACAGUGCUUCAGCCACUUCUCCCACUGCGCCUCUGAUGCACCGAGAGUCCUCGGAUUUCUGGAAUUACCGGCUGGAAAUGUCUGACUCGGCCAAACCACUGACUUCCUUCCUCAUUGAGGACAUCCUCUCCAACAAGGACAGCGCGCGAUUUAAUGAUAAAUGCUGCUCGCAGAAGGAGGAAAGAUGUUCGCAGUGGAAUGAAGAACCAGGAAAGUUUUCACCACAUUUCUGUCUUCAGGAAACAGCCUUUGGAUUACAGACAGAAUCUCUGGACACAUCGUGUCCCAGCUCCUCAGAGUCAACUUUGCCCUCUCCCGGAAAGCAGAAGCGCUCCAGAGCUGCGUUUACACACCUCCAAGUGCUCGAACUGGAGAAGAAAUUUAAUCACCAGAAAUACCUGUCGGCCCCAGAGAGAGCUCAGCUGGCCAGAACCUUAAGACUAACCGAGACCCAGGUGAAAAUCUGGUUUCAGAACAGGAGGUACAAAACGAAGCGGAAGCAGCAGACAUCAGAGUUUUGUAAGGAUUUGUACAAAGCAGAAGGACUGGGUCUGAAAGAGGAUUCGGUCAGAUCAUCACUGAUCACUUCCUUCUACAAAGCCUACCAAUACAGACCCUACCUGUGGGACUACAGUGGCCCCUGGGGCCCAGUGUUAUGGUGAAAAUAAAUGUAUAACUAUAAAGUUUAUCAUCUCCGAGCUUCUAAAAUCUAUGUUCACUGUCACAGUUGAUUCUUUGUCAGAUUUGGAAUACGAUGUUUGCUCAUGUGUUGACUUUAUCCAUCUCGUGGAGUGAGUUCGCUCAUGAAAAUGUGCUAUCGUACAAAUCUUGCUGUAUGGAUAUGACAUGGGUUUGCACAGCCAACUUGUGACAUUGUUGAUUAAUAAAUUAUUAAUAAAUUAAUGCUUAUACAUUUAACCUUUGUUAAGAGUGCUUAUUU